Molecule: messenger RNA, 1677 nt
Organism: Vespula pensylvanica (western yellowjacket)
Lineage: Eukaryota; Metazoa; Arthropoda; Insecta; Hymenoptera; Vespidae
Gene: ric8a
Product: synembryn
Exons: 10
Coding region: 1-1584 (527 amino acids)
Biological process (GO): G protein-coupled receptor signaling pathway
Cellular component (GO): cytoplasm
Molecular function (GO): guanyl-nucleotide exchange factor activity; G-protein alpha-subunit binding
Source: RefSeq, a predicted model, not a curated record
AUGGAUGAUUUAGCGCGAAAAUUAAUUUCUGGGACAUACGAAGAAUUUUCUAAAAAUACUCUUCAAGUAUUUAUCAAAAAUUAUGAGGACAAAACUAAAAUUGAAAGAAUAUGCAAUAGCCAGUUACGAGAACAAAUCUGGGAGAAAUUAUUUGAAUAUCUAUCUAAAUCUGAGUAUGCAUCUAUGCAUCUUAAUUGUUUAGCUGCGUUACGCAUACUGAGCCGAGACAAAACUGAUUUAGAUAAAAUUGUUACUGCAGAAAUGGUAACGUUAUUAUUGCGAUUAGCAGAACUGGAUUGUCAGAAGAAUGAACAACAGAUAUUAUCUACAAAUGUUUCUGUAGAAUCUGCAAAAGUACUAUGUAACUUAUUAUAUCAUAGUUUUAAAGUGCGAGAAUUAGUAAUAGAAAAAAAUUGUUUAGAAAACCUAAUUAAUCGCAUUAAUAAGUAUACUGUCAAUUCGUCACAUGAAAUGAAAUUGUUUGACAUUAAAAUGUUAUUUAUAAUAACCGCGUUAAAUACGUCAACAAGAAAUACUGUGAAGGAGUUAAAUGGAGAUUUUUGUUUACUUAAUAUAUUAGAUGAAUUAUUGGAACAACAUAAAUCGAAUGUAUCUAUGUCAUUUUCUAUCAAGAAUGAUGAUGUAAUGUUAAUUUGUGAUAUUUUAAAAGUUUUAUUUAACUUAUACAUACAUUCUGAAGAUUCUGUGAUAGAAGAACAAGAAAAAAAUAAAAAAUUAACAACGUGUUUAUAUAAAUUUUUAUAUAAUAAAAAUUGGUCAAAAUAUAAGGACCUUGUAAGCAAUGUUAUAAAUUUAUUGACUACUAUACCACUAAAAAACUAUAUACAAAUGAUGCAAUCUAACGAAAACAAUGAAAAUAAUAUUGUAUAUCAGAAUACUGAUGUUACAACAGUAUCUGUUGUACUGGAAUUUUUAGAUCAGAAAUUAAAUUAUACAGAAAAUCUAUUAGAAAAUCUUUCUCCAGUCGUCACUGUCCUUAUUAGACUCGUAAAAACAGACAAAUCUGUUCGAAAAUAUGUGAGAUUACAGGUUUUACCACCAUUGAAAGAUGUGAUGAAACGUCCAGAAGAAGGAACAAGUUUAAAAGCAAAGUUAUGUAAACUUUUAACUUCUCCGAUCACCAAGUUGCGAGAUAUCGUUGCUGAAUUUCUCUUUAUACUUUGCAAGGAAAACGUUAGCCGUAUGGUGAAGUAUACUGGAUAUGGGAAUGCAGCAGGUAUGUUUGCAAAUAAGGGAUUACUAGGUCGUAAUCAAGAGAAGAUAUCAUAUUCUGAAUCGGAAGAUAGUGAUACCGAAGAAUACUUAAAAUACAAAGAGCAGAUAAAUCCAGUAACUGGUUGUUAUGAAAAGAUCAAACCAAAUCUUUUAGAAGGUAUGACUGACGAACAAAAGGAAUACGAAGCGUUACAACUUGUUAAUCUUGUAGAUCAAUUAACGAGAGGAGGCGUAGUACGACCUUGUAGAAUUGGAGACGACGGUAAACCAAAACCUAUAGAACAUGUUCUAGAACUACAAGACGAGUUACAAAAACAACAGUACAGGCGGGAAUCAGAUUCAGAUUAAUUAUUUAUGACUGAAAGAAAAGAGGUGUGAUUAUUAUAAAUUAUGUAUAUUACUUGUGUAAUAUGUAGGAAUUUAAUAAAUGUUUAAAAUAAA